Molecule: messenger RNA, 2155 nt
Organism: Erythranthe guttata (spotted monkey flower)
Lineage: Eukaryota; Viridiplantae; Streptophyta; Magnoliopsida; Lamiales; Phrymaceae
Source: RefSeq, a predicted model, not a curated record
ACGAAAACUCUUACAUAUUUGAGUAAUUACAACUACUUAUCAACUAAGUAUUGUCUUACAUAUUCAUUUGUACUGUAUCAAUUACCUACUAAAUGAGUCAUUUUUUUGUCAAAAAUACAUAAUUGAUGAUUAGUUAUAAUUAUCCAAAUAAGGGUUUUUUCGUAAUUUAACUUUACUUCAGUUCACGUAAUUUGUCCAAUUUUUAAAGGAAGAAAAGCCAGAUAUAAGCUUUUAGCAAAAAAGAAGCUCACUUUCUGCUCACCAAAUCAAACCAAUGUACAAACUCAUGCACGCCAAGAAAUAUACUCAACACGUAUUAAUUCCUUCCCCCCUCCAUUAUCACACACACACACACACACACCAAAUUCCCAUUUCUUGAACUACUCCAAUAAUUCCUUACCUUCAUUCCAAUAUCAUGAAUUCUUCUUCUUCUUCUUUGUCGUCGUCUUCAUUGAAUACGACGAAUCGGGCUCAUAAUAAAGCCCGAUUUGCCGAUUUCUUAUCCGAAAUUCAAAUGCUGGAGCUUCUCGUGGCGGCCGUGGUCUUCGUCGUGAUAAACUCUCUCCGACAGAAGAAGCGUCGCGGCCUCCCGAACUGGCCCUUGGUCGGAAUGCUGCCGUCCCUAGUUUUCGGGAUCAAGGAGAAUAUAUACGAGUGGCUAACGGAGAUUCUCCAGGGGCAAAACGGUACUUUCACAUUCAGAGGGCCUUGGUUCACCAACCUCAACUGCGUUGUCACCUCAGACCCUAGAAACCUCGAGUACCUUCUGAAGACGAAUUUCCCCAAUUUCCCCAAGGGCGACUAUUUUCGCGGCGCGGUUUCCGAUCUCCUCGGCGACGGAAUCUUCGGCGCCGACGGCGAUGUGUGGCGGCGCCAGAGGAAGACGGCGAGCCUGGAGUUCCACUCGGCGAAGUUCCGCCGGAUGACCGCCGAUUCGCUCGUCGAUUUGGUCCACGCGCGGCUCCUCCCGGUGCUGGAGGAUUCGAUAAUUAGGGCAAAAUCGGCCGCCGCCUCGAGUAGUACGAUUGAUUUGCAGGAGAUUCUGCUCCGGCUGACCUUCGACAACGUCUGCACGAUCGCGUUCGGGGUGGAUCCGGGGUGCCUGAGCUCCGGCCUGCCGGAGAUUCCGUUCGCCCGGGCGUUUGAGGACGCGACGGAGGCGACGAUCGCGCGUUUCGUCACGCCGACGCUCGUGUGGAAGGCGAUGAGGUUUUUCGGGAUCGGGAGCGAAGGUGUGCUGAGGAAGUCGAUUACGGAGGUCGACGAUUUCGCGAGGGAGGUUAUUCGGGCCAGGAAAAUGGAGCUUUCGUCGGGUCGCGGCCCGGAGAAGAUCGGGUCGGAUCUUCUGACGGUGUUCAUGGGGCUGAGUAAUGGGGAGAAGGAGGGGUUUUCGGAGAAGUUAUUGAGGGAUGUCUGCGUGAAUUUAAUCCUGCCGGGGAGAGAUACUUCUUCGGUGGCGCUCAGCUGGUUUUUCUGGCUGCUGAGUGGGAAUCCGCCGGUGGAGGAGAAGAUUGUGGAGGAGAUUUGUGGGAUAGUGAGGGAGAGAGAAGAGGGCGGCGGCGGCGGUGAGUUUAUUUUCAGGGCGGAGGAGGUGAAGAAGAUGGAGUAUUUGCACGCCGCCGUGUCGGAGGCUCUCAGGUUGUACCCUUCGGUUCCGGUUGAUCAUAAGGAGGUACUAGAAGACGACGAAUUCCCCGACGGAACAAAGCUAAAGAAAGGAACGAAAGUAGUGUACGCAAUCUACGCAAUGGGGAGGACGGAGAGUAUAUGGGGCGAAGACUACCGAGAGUUCAAGCCCGAACGGUGGCUGCGGGACGGCCGGUUCAUGAGCGAGUCCGCUUACAAGUUCACCGCGUUCAAUGGCGGGCCCCGCCUCUGCUUGGGGAAAGAUUUUGCCUACUACCAAAUGAAGUUCGUCGCCGCCUCCAUUUUGUACCGGUACAGGGUGGUGGUGGACGAGAACCACCCGGUGGUCCCGAAAAUGGCCCUCACGAUGUACAUGAAGUACGGACUGAAAGUUGUGAUUCGAAGACGCGAUCCUUUAGAAAUUGAAAAAUAUCUCAAAUUGCAAUCUUGAUAUAGUAGAUUAAAUGUUUUUUUUUUUUUUUUUUGAAAUUUGUGUUACAUGUGAAAAUAGAUUGGAUUUAAUGGUUUG